Laccaria bicolor S238N-H82 is the source of this 360-nucleotide messenger RNA. RefSeq lists its product as uncharacterized. Bases 1 to 360 code for a protein of 119 amino acids. Lineage: Eukaryota; Fungi; Basidiomycota; Agaricomycetes; Agaricales; Hydnangiaceae. The transcript is spliced from 2 exons. The record is from RefSeq and is a predicted model, not a curated record.
AUGUGCGAAGGCGAGUGGAGUGCGAUAGGAAAACGUUGUGCCCUUGCGGGUGUACAGAGGGCGAGAGAAAAAGAGAAGACGUUGAAAACUUGGUUUGAAACCUGGCUGGCAGCGGCUAACGUUGGAAACGACGAUGUUCUUGCUGAAGCGGCUGCAGUGUUGCCUUCUCAACCCUCCCUUUCGACACGGAGAUUCGAGAUCCCCAACAUUCGCAUCCUUCCACACCUUCCUAUGCUGACCACUCUGUCGAUGGCAGCUGCUUCUAUCAAGCCAGACAUGUAUCCUGCUCUUAUUGCGGAAUUUGAGGCUAGAUGGGCUGAGGGCGUCGCUCAAUUGGCCAUCACUCGUGCGAGACUCUGA